Messenger RNA from Paraglomus brasilianum, 966 nucleotides. Lineage: Eukaryota; Fungi; Glomeromycota; Glomeromycetes; Paraglomerales; Paraglomeraceae. The record is from the annotation of a GenBank genome assembly.
AUGCUACAGACGUUAACUCAGAAGCUGUCCGGUUUAUCAUACUAUGCCAAAUUGGCUCUAGCGCUUUCGGCUUACCAGGCAAUCUUUAUAGCAUGUUUGGAAGCUUUUGUAUUCUCCAAACAUCUCGAGAUAGUCUCAAUACUCACACCGAAUGCAAAUGCGACGCAAUAUGGUGAUGAAUCGAAGGAAGAAUAUGCUAACGCAAGGAGCAUAUCUGUGUAUCAUGUGCUGUUCAUUGUAGCUCAAUUCUUUCAGCUCGGUAUAUACAUUGAUGCGAUACAUAAUCAAAAUACCAUCCAGAUCAUUGCAUUAAUGUUAUUCGAAUUCGGCAUAUUAAUAUAUUCUGUAAUACAAGUUUACCAGUCUGUGCAAAUUCUAAAGACUGUCGCUGAACAAAUAAACAUAUUGCCCUAUGAAAUUACUAUUAUAGUACUAAUAUUUAUCCUCGCCAACGGAUUCGCCUAUCUUGCAUAUAAAUUGUAUCAAGAAUUUGGAUGGAGUAUAUACAAGAAGAUUGGAGCUGAUAUGGCCAUGCGAGCUGAAGGUCAAGCAACUCAAAUCGCAGAACACAUAGUUAUGUCAUCUGUCAUAUCGACAUCGAUGCUUAUGGCCGCCUUUUUAGGGGUUAAAAAAGAGAACAAGGCCCUGAUGUAUCUAUUCAUGGUAGGCUGUGUAGGUACAGAGGUGUAUUUUACGAUAAAACUUGUCGAUAUAUCAACUCAACCCCAAAAAUACUUGGGAACAAGAAUAUUUGCUACCUUUUUCGUAUGUAUAUGUAUGAUUUUGGGCGCGGUGACACUAGUGAUAUCUGCGCUUUGUUUGAGAAACUUUAAUAAGGGUCUGAAAUAUCACUUAUCCCGUGAUUGCAACAAUGAAAACGAGGCAGGAGACCAAUUCCCACCGGGAAACAAUGGCUUUAAUUUAGAAUCUGUUCGCGGGACGAUCAAGCGAUGGUCUAUCGAUUAG